ACUAAAGUGAACGUCACACCUUCCUUCCAGAUCCUAGGAUAGAUGCAUUGUGCGAGCCGGAAGAAAGCGGAAAGUCACAACAAUAAACAACCCACAGUGUUGUUGUUUUUCGGACUUGGAGCUAUUUCAAUUCUCUUUGGGUUUCCUAAAUUGCAAGGCAUUUUUUUUUUUAAAUUCAGGCCGGUUUACUAAGCUAACCCUUGCCCAGUGGAGGAAAGUUGACCUCUCUGGAAAUUUCUCCCCUAGCCACCCCCGUUUGCAAACUUGAGAGCCAAGCGAGGGGGGUCAAACAGGCAGCCGAGCAGCCCCGCCGGCCAACUUUCAAAGCCGGGGGCGACUGCUUGCUAACUUGUUUUUCCAAAGGGCUCUUCUAGGCCCCGCCUUCCAACCCUCGGAUUGGCCUCUGGGCUCCGGGGGCGUGGCUGCGGAGGGGCGGCCGGAGUAUUUAAAGGGGCCGUGCGCCCUGGAGAGCCCAAAGCGCGAUUUGCGCCCCGCUUGACCGCACGUCGAGCUUUCCUCCCUCCCGAGCUUCAGUGUUAUUUUCCCCCCCAUCUUCCUCUUCCUCCUCCUCUCGGCCAUGCUGUUCGAUCGGCUGAAGCGCUUCUCCAUCGUGCUGGACUGUCCGGAGUUGGCCUCUCCGCCGGUCUUCAGCUCGGGCGAGACCGUGAUCGGCCGCGUCGUGCUGGAGCUGUCCGGCGAGGCGCGCUUGGGCUCCCUCGACAUCCACGCCGAGGGCUGCGCCAAGGUCCACUGGACCGAGUCCCGCAGCGCCGGCUCCAGCACCGCCUACACGCAGAGCUACGGCGACCAGGUGGAGUUCCUCAACCACCGGGAGACCCUCCUCGCCCCGCCAGACAAUGGAGAUGUCACCGUCCUCCAGGCAGGAAGGCAUGAGUUUCCCUUCACUUUCCAGCUCCCGGGGACCUUGGCCACCUCCUUUGAAGGCAAGCAUGGCAGUGUCCGCUACUGGGUGAAGGCCAAAUUGCACCGGCCUUGGUCUUCCGUCAAACGAGCCAAGAAGGAGUUCACAGUCAUUGAACCCAUUGAUAUCAACACACCAGCCUUAUUGACUCCCCAGGCUGGUGCCAAAGAAAAGCUGGCGCGAGCGUGGUACUGUAACCGUGGCCAGGUUUCGGUCUCAGCCAAAAUUGAUCGGAAAGGCUACACACCAGGUGAGGUCAUCCCCAUCUUUGCUGAAAUUGACAACUGCACCAACCGUUCUAUCUUACCAAAAGCUGCCAUCAUCCAGACACAGACAUUCAUUGCCCGAGGCACUAAAAAACAGAAGAAAUGCGUGGUGGCAAGCAUUGCGGGAGACUCCAUUAUACCAGGGACAAGAGAAGUGUGGCAUGGCCGUGCACUGAAGAUCCCACCGGUUGGACCCUCCAUCCUGCAGUGCCGCAUCAUCCAUGUUGAAUAUGCACUCAAGGUCUGUGUUGACAUCCCAGGGACCUCCAAGCUGCUCCUGGAGUUGCCACUAGUGAUAGGCACAAUUCCUUUGCAUCCUUUCGGCAGCCGCACUUCCAGCAUCAGCAGCCAGUACAGCCUCAAUAUAGAUUGGCUACAGUUGGGGAUCUCUGAACGCCCGGAAGAGGUGGACCCCAACCCUCCCUCUGACAACAGCAUCCGUCCACGUUGCAUGACUUGCUGAAGGAAGCCGCUGUCUGACUUGAUAUCAAAGGAAAUCCUUUCAUAAGAGAGAUUACAGCAGUGGAAGCUCAACGGUGGGGUGAAGAAGAAGACUUUGCCCCAGGAGAAAUGUGGGGUGCCCAUUCUUAGUCCGGUGCUCUGCACAGGAAGCCUUCAUUGGACUCUCUCCGCAACCGAGCGAGCUAGAUCGGCAUUGGUGAUGAAGAGCGAGAACAGAGCUCUUCCCCAGCGCUUAAAGUGGUGACUGUUUUAAGAUCAGCACAAAAGCAUUUUGAACUUUAGACCGAUCUACUGUGCUUUCCUUGGGUGCAUUUCACUAUGUCCUUCCUACACCUACAGAGGGGGUUUUUACUCUAUGUAAAGGGAAGCUGCAGAAGGAACCCACUCACCCUGAGAAUCUGAGAAGAUGCUUCUGCUCCAUUGCCUAGAAUUCCACCAAUGUCUUUUGGACGGAAGUUGGCUAAAAGACGUCCUGCCUUAUGACGCUGUGUCGCUAUUAACACUUCUGACAUUUUUUUUUGGAUUACCCAGCUGGGUUUCACUUUUAAUUUCAUUUCAUCAAGCAGAGGCAUAUGGGAAUGGUCAGGGGCCGAGUGGAGAAGAAUCUCCAGUCUAAAAAUGGUUGAGAAGGACAGAAGGGGUGCACAUCUUUUUCUCCCUUACAUCAGGGGGGAGUGACUUGUUUUUGAUUAAUGCAACAGAAUUGCCGUUGUACUAUCAGGGUAUAGGGUUGACGUGGUUUGUAACAGGUGGUUGGUUUUUGCAAUUUCAUUUAGAGUGGGUCUAAAUUCUCAAAACGAACCCUUUGAGUUACAGAAUUUAGAGAGAAAAAAACCUUUAGAAUGUUGGCUGUACGAAUUCAACAGAAAUGGAGAAUAGAAAUGGGUGGUAUGAAAAGUUAUUUGGGAGCAUGCUUUUCCCCCAUUUCAAAAUGUGUCUUAAUUAGACUCCCAAGAGGAUUAGGGGGGGAGUGAAUUCCCCCUCCCUCAAAUGCAUUCCGAAUGCUUCUAAGCAUGUAAACAUCCUGCUUCUGCCCCCGUGCGGGACUGGUGGCCUUGUUUUUGUACCUCUUUUCUGUUAUAGUGUAUACUCUGGUUUGAUACUGACAUAAACCUAUUUCUAGGUUCGCAUUUUAUAAACGUGGCUGCCUUUAACUGUUUGAAAGCAAAUGUGUGUUUCUCAGAAUUCCUAGUUUUGUACGAGGUUUGCAAUUAAAUUAAUCCAACUUUUUAA
Messenger RNA from Thamnophis sirtalis, 2883 nucleotides. The record is from RefSeq and is a predicted model, not a curated record. NCBI's taxonomy places the organism in Eukaryota, Metazoa, Chordata, Lepidosauria, Squamata, Natricidae.